Esox lucius (northern pike) is the source of this 3235-nucleotide messenger RNA. Its product is annotated as insulin receptor substrate 2-A-like. Bases 198 to 2711 code for a protein of 837 amino acids. NCBI's taxonomy places the organism in Eukaryota, Metazoa, Chordata, Actinopteri, Esociformes, Esocidae. The record is from RefSeq and is a predicted model, not a curated record. Gene Ontology annotation, cellular component: cytosol; plasma membrane. Gene Ontology annotation, molecular function: insulin receptor binding; phosphatidylinositol 3-kinase binding. Gene Ontology annotation, biological process: insulin receptor signaling pathway. The transcript is spliced from 2 exons.
UUGCAGAUCUGCCAAAGUGUUGUUUUCGUUUUACCGAACAGCAGAUUGCCUUGUAAAUAAGUUAAUUAGUUGAAUAUGUGCUACGAAGCUGCAAGUACACCGCAAUUAUUGUUGUUGCUUUUUGUCGCGAAAUAUCUGGUGAUUACCUGUUCAGGGAAGGUGUUUUCAAUACACGGAAAACCCCUGAUUAAUGUGGUAUGGACAGCGGAGGUGACGGUUCGCAAAGCUACGAUUCACCUGCCCCAAGACGUUCAUCAUCACCAUCUUCCUCUCACCCCACCAGUGCAUACCUUCAACUGGAAACAACACCACUGCCCCGUGAAAUUCUACAGCUGAGAAGGCAUUAUAAUAAGGACAAUAGCGAUGGCCAUGAUCUGUUACCUGAGAAUUCUCUGGACAACAUGGUGCACCAGUUUUCAUCUUCCUGUGUCAGUGGAGCACAUGUUGACCUUACACACCACCUGUCUGUUUCUGCAAUGGCAGUAAAUGUCACUACCCCUGGUAUUGAGGCAAAAGAUGUAUGGAAAUGUGGAUACCUGAGAAAGCUGAAACCUAGCAACCAGAGAUUUUUUGUCUUGAGAGGGCCAAGUAACACAGGCCCCAGUCGCUUAGAAUACUAUGAUAGUGAGAAGAAAUUCAGGAAUAGAAUGACAUCUUCUAAACCUACCAAUGCAGUUAGUUCUCCGAAGAAGAUCAUUUAUCUCCAUCAGUGCCUCACCAUUAGCAAGAGGGCUGAUUCUAAACAUAGGCACCUAAUAGCCCUGUACACUAAGGAUGAGUACUUUGUCAUGAUCGCAGAGAGUGAGAAGGAGCAAGAGGAUUGGUGUCUGGCUUUGAAUGAACUGAUGAUCGAAGAGAAAAAGGAGCGCCCGGAUGCUGAGGACUUGGAUGAUGGAUACUGGACCCUCUCUCCUGGCUCCAUCUUCAAGGAUGUGUGGCAGGUGAUAGUAAAGCCCAAAGGUUUAGGCCAAACCAAGAACCUGGCUGGGGUGUGUCGUCUCUGUCUCUCCGCCAAGACCAUCCGCCUGGUGAAGGCGAGUUUGGACACGCCCUCUGUGAACCUGCCCCUGGUUAACAUCCGUCGCUGCGGUCACUCCGAGAGCUUCUUCUUCAUCGAGGUGGGCCGUUCGUCCUCCACCGGGCCCGGGGAGAUCUGGAUGCAGGUGGACUCAGCUGACCCUGCGCAGGCUCAGAUCAUCCACGAGACCAUCCUGGAGGCCAUGAGGGCACUAAGGGCCAUCCCUGAUUUCCGCCAGCGGAGCACCAGUCAGUCGUGCCCAUCGAACCCCUGCGCUGCAGUUCACACACGCCGUCAUCCUCAUGGCAACCUGCCACCUAGCCAGACCGGACUACGGUGUUCCUCAAAGGCUGGAAGUGUUGUGCGCAAACAUUCCUCAAAGAAAAGUGAAGGAGACGAAGGCCUCUCCGCUAAAAAGACCUCUAGGCAAGUAGAGAGGACAAUCAACCAACGAACCAGGCCCGGUAAUGGCACCCUGGCUUUCUGUGAUUUCUGCAUCAAUAAAAGCUUUGAGGAGAGCCUCAGUCACUGUGCCUGCAUUUCUACUGGAGGCCCAGUCAAUGGGUCCAGCAGCAGUGGCCGUGGCAUUGAUAAAUACACCCGGCACCAUGACACCUCUGUCUGCAGUUCUGCCUGCGACCAACGCCCUAUAAUUUCUGUGGUUUUGAGCUCUGAGAGGUGCAUCUUUCAGGUUUCCAAUAGUAACACCACUGCCACACUAUGCAACACAACACACCUAGAAGACCACAGCCAAGGAGAGAGCAUUGCUGUGGAAAAGUCCACUACGGAACAUUCCGGAGAAUACCACCGAAACACUUUGUGCACUCCAAAACGUGAAAAAUACCUCUCCUCCAAACCCCCCCCCCUCUGUCGCCGGAGUGAAUUUGCAGUGAAAGAUGGUUAUAUGCCAAUGACGCCUGGCCCAGUGCCUCACGGUGCAGAUGGUACUCCUUCAGAAGUCUCUCUGCCCCCCACUCCUCCUAAAACCCCAGGGGCUACCUCUUUGCCCUUAGACCUGGCAAGGCCUUACGGGUGCAUGACGAUGUUCCCACGUAGUAGUUUGAAAGUGAAGGAUAGCCUCGGCGAAGUCGAUCCGUCAUCGCCUGACGAGUAUGUCACCAUGUUUCUACGGAGCACCAUGGAAGAGGAUGCAGAUGACUCCCCUGAAGCUCUUAAGCUCUGCAGAUCCUCUUGCACUCCACCUAGAACACGCCAGGCACCCUUACAGAGGAAGAAUGAACGUGAUGACUAUGUUCCCAUGUGCCAUCCUGUAGGCCACUCAGUUGAAGGGACCAGAAGAAGACUUUUCCGUAGCUCACCACGUCAGACUUCUCAUCCGAGCAGUGAUGUUCAGCUGGACAUAUCGGAUUUGCAUGCGUUUAACGUCAAUGGUCAAUCCUUGGAGCGGCACGGGUUGAUAUUGGAAGGCGACCAGCUCACGACAACUGAGCUCAUUUUAAAUUCAAAUCGUCUUGAUAAUGUUGCUCUGGGUGGUCACUGUGUCACCUGUGAUGCCCACUUGCCUACUGGCGAUGCCACCUUCCCUAAUGGAAGAAGUACCAGUCUCCAAGAGAGUUGCCCUGAGUCCUACACUGUCACAGAGCUCUGUGAAUCACCUGGGCAAAAUGCUACCACCAGACGUUGGCUCCGUUUGUGUCUCCCAUUUUGUCUCAAUACGGACAACAGUGAGUAACAGGACUGUUAUAGUUUUGUCAGUGAUGCUUUUCAAUUGAUACAUUUAGGAUCAAUCAGAUUGGGAAUACACAGCCUUGUUUUGUACGGGUUCAGAAUUUGAAAAGACGAAGUGAUCGGUUCUCAGAUCGAAUUUUCAUAUUGAAAAUGUCAGUUGUUUAUUUACUGUUUUUGUAUGGGUUCAUAAUUAGAAAAUAAAUUAGCAAGUUAGUUAUCUUGGUUGAAUAGUUUAUACUGGAAAUAUCUGUUGUAUUUAUGUUCUUUCAGUGGGUGUUGCUACACUUGGUUGGUCAUUUAAAGAAUAUCAUGAAUAUUGGUCUAAUUUACAGUAUUUGUCUUUUCUAUGAAUUAACAAAGGAUGGUUAAUACAUUUCUUAUUUUCACAUUUAUUCUGUUUGUUCUGUACCUUUAAAGUCCACUUUUGGUUUAUGAAAAAAAAUAACACCACGGGCAUUGAUUUGUGUUGGAUUUUCAUGCCCCAGUGAUUCCACAUUUCUAUGCUUGGUAGUGGAUUAUGAAAUUAAA